Molecule: messenger RNA, 585 nt
Organism: Zasmidium cellare ATCC 36951
Lineage: Eukaryota; Fungi; Ascomycota; Dothideomycetes; Mycosphaerellales; Mycosphaerellaceae
Exons: 4
Coding region: 1-585 (194 amino acids)
Source: RefSeq, a predicted model, not a curated record
AUGUCUCGAAUACUAGCUUUGCCCUUCCAGGCUUGGGCCAGCACGUCCUCCAUGAUGCGGAGUGUCGUGGAGGCUUCGAAUGCGGACGACACUGCCAGGCGAGGGGACAAAUGGCGAACGCAGAAGCAAGAAGAGCUGGGGUAUGUCGGCAUCACAAGUGCCCUCAUAGCAGGAACUGUCUCAGCAUCUUUCUCUUGGAGCAAUGUCGAACGAGCACCUACACACAACACGCUUCAGAAGAUUGCUUUCCUGGGAAAUGGUCCCUCGAGGCUUCGGCAACUUCUCCAGCGAGUUAUCAGCAAGUCGGAAUCACCCUCUGCGGACCCUAUUCAGCAUUUCAUUUGGCAGACGCCCAUCAUGCUCUUGAAUAUUGGUAUCUUUCUGUACGUCGUCGGGCUCCUAGGGUUGGUAUUCAGUCAACCUCUCAUUGGUGAUUCUGGAAGUCAGAGUGGAGUUGCAGUCAAAGUCGUCUUCGCAGUAGCUGCUGCUUUCACAAUAGGCUGCUACCUCGUUGCUUGGCUUGGUGUAUCCCGUAAACUACAGUCAUUCGAGACAGAGGUACAACCAACCAACGGUAGAGUCUGA